This is a messenger RNA of Dermatophagoides farinae (American house dust mite), 1472 nucleotides long. RefSeq names its product protein RER1. Gene Ontology annotation, biological process: retrograde vesicle-mediated transport, Golgi to endoplasmic reticulum; protein retention in ER lumen. NCBI's taxonomy places the organism in Eukaryota, Metazoa, Arthropoda, Arachnida, Sarcoptiformes, Pyroglyphidae. The record is from RefSeq and is a predicted model, not a curated record. Gene Ontology annotation, cellular component: Golgi membrane.
CGCGUCAACGUUACGUGUGUUAAGAGAGAAUUUUCUUUUCUUCUUUUUUACAUUAAAUUUCUUUUUUUAGAACCAUUAAGUCUGGUCCAAAUUCUAUCGAUUUUUUUUCUCUUCUUUCUUUGGCUUUUCAUGAGUUUGUGUUGAACUUUUCCAAAUUAUUAUUAUCUAAAUGUUAUGAAACAUUCAACUUGAUAAUAAUAUUUGUCAUCCAUUUGUCGAAUUCAUUGUUGUUGUUGUUGUUGUUGUGAAUAUACGAAACAAAAAAAAAUCAUGAAUGACUUUGACGAUCCAUCAUCGAAUUCUGGUUCAUCGUCCAAAUUUUUCGUUACAUUAAGCCGGAAAUAUCAAGCAUUACUUGAUUAUUCUACGCCUCAUGUUGCAUAUCGAUGGGUAUUUACAGCAAUCCUAUUGUUAAUUUUCAUGUGUCGUGUGAUUAUUUAUCAAGGAUUCUAUAUAGUUACAUAUGCAUUGGGCAUAUAUUAUCUCAACAUGUUAAUAGCCUUUUUAACUCCAAAAAUUGAUCCUGCUAUUUAUGAUUUCGAAGAUGAAGGACCAUCGUUGCCCACAUCGGCUAAUGAAGAAUUUCGGCCAUUCAUUCGACGUUUGCCUGAAUUUAAAUUCUGGUAUUCAUCGACAAUAGCAACAUUAAUUUCAUUGAUCUGUACGUUCUUUGAAUUUUGCAACAUACCAGUAUUUUGGCCUAUAUUGUUGCUCUAUUUUAUCAUAUUGUUCUGCAUAACAAUGAAACGACAAAUCAGACAUAUGAUUAAAUAUCGUUAUUUGCCUUGGACUCGUGGUAAAACUCGUUAUACGGGCAAAGAAGAUACCGGAAAAGUUUAUAUAAACAAUUCAUCAUCCACUGCACCAUUGAUCAACGCGGCAAUUCCACCGGCUGUCUUUCAACCAAUUUCAAACAACAACAACAACAGCAGCAACAGCAACAUCAAAAUAAUUCCAACCGAUUAAACAAUGUGAAAAGGUGACCAUAAUGACCAUCAAUUUAUUCAUUCAAGGCAACAAAAUUAUCACAAUCAUCAUCAACAUAAGCAAUUUAAAUAUGAAGAAUAAAUAUAAAAACGAUCCAAACCGGAUGAGAUUAUUUUAAAUUCAAAUUAUUAAUUCUUCAGCCCCCUCAAAAAAAAUCAACAUCAAACAUCAAACAUAAUUUAUAAUAACUAUAACUAUUGUAAAUUUGAAUCCAAUUCUUCUUUGUUUUUCAAUGCGAAAAAAAAUUUUAAACUUCCACCACCACCACCACCACCACCACCAUCCAUCGCACACACACACACACACACAAGAACACUUUUUUUUCCUAACCAUUAAUUUUCUUAAAAAUUUCGGCUUUUUUCACACACACACACACACACACACAAAUUCAUCAAUAUAUAGUUGAUUAUCAUAGAAAAUCUUUUUCAUUUUUAAAUUUAUUUUUUAUUUUUUAUUUGUGAUUAAAAUUUAUCUUCAUCUUGUCA